AUGGGUCGGCCUGGGGAGGGCAUGUCUCAGCGGCACGGCCGCAGCAGCCGCAAGGCUGAAGGGCCAGCGACUCAGCCGGCAGCCAACAAAAAGACCAGACGUGGUCGAGAUAAGAUCAGCGCCAAGGCGAGGGCAGCUGAUUCCGACAGGGCUCUGAAUCGGCGCGGCGAGGAGCCGUCUGACGACCAGGGUGCUAGCUCAUCAGAUGAGUCGGAGGGCGAGCAGGCUCGGCCGGCUAAGCGCCGGCGGGGGCAGGCGGGUGCGGUCCCGCUGACCACGGCGCAAUUUCAGGAGAUCCUGGGGACGAUUGAAGCCCAGACCAAGAGCGGGCAGCAGGCCCUGACUGAUAAGGGCUUGGCGGCCAUCAUGGAGGUGGUGAAGCGCCCGGCCACCAAGAACCCCGACAAGCCUGGCACGAAAGUGCGACAUGGGCAGAGGCAGGGGCGCCACGCAGUGCCGGUCACAAAGUGGGACCCUCAGCGCGUACAGCGUCAUGAGGUGGCGGCGCGCCUGGAGGCGUUUAAGCAGAAGGCGGCUGCUCCUGCCACGCUGGCGCAGCGCUCUUCAGUGUGGCGGGAUUUCAGCCGCUUCUGUAAGGCCAGCGGGGUGGCGGCGUCGCCGACGGCGAGGCGGGUGGCGGAGUACGUGAUGCUGAUGACUGAGCAUGGCCACCGGCUGCCGGCGAUCACGCGGGCGGUGUCGCACCUGGAGGACUGCGCGGCGGAGCGGGGGCUGCCAGCGCUCGGGUCUGACCCGCUGAUUAAGCAGGUGCUCAAGGCGGCGGCGCGCGAGGCGCAGGGCGACGCGGGGUCCCCCCGCAAGAUCCUCGACGGGCGGGGGGCUGAUGCCGCGCUCGUGUACGCCUCCAGCGCAGGCCAGGAGGCUGUGAAGGCGUCUCGCCGCAUGCUGCGGGCGGCGCAGCGGGGUGUCUAG
Molecule: messenger RNA, 933 nt
Organism: Monoraphidium neglectum
Lineage: Eukaryota; Viridiplantae; Chlorophyta; Chlorophyceae; Sphaeropleales; Selenastraceae
Exons: 2
Coding region: 1-933 (310 amino acids)
Source: RefSeq, a predicted model, not a curated record